AGUGGAAAACCUGUUAUGAGACACAACUUGAACAGAAUGAUCAACUAGAAAAGCAAGUUGUUAGUCUCAGAGAGAAAAUGGAAAAAAUUCCGUGGAAAUCCUUCACAUAGACUAUCUUCUAUUCAUGUCUAUGAGCGGAUGCCAGUGGAAUCCUUAAGUACAUUACUUAAACAGCUAGCAAAAGAAAAAAGGAGCCUUGAAAAUCAAGUGAAAGACUAUGUACUUAGACUGGAACGAGAAUCAAAGGCUUACCACAAGAUCAAUGAUGAACGUCGUAUAUACCUAGCUAAAAUGUCUCAGGUCUCUGGCUCACACCAAGUUUCUAAAAGACAACCAAUGAAUCAACUGCAUAGAAUGAAAGAGAAUCCAGUGAAAACAGAAAGAUAUAAUCCAGCUAAUCAGAAAAUGGUAAAUGCCAAGAGAGGACCAGCAAAAAAGAUUACAAGAUCAAAUCAUCUUCCAAAACUCAAUCCAUAA
Messenger RNA from Orcinus orca (killer whale), 477 nucleotides. RefSeq names its product coiled-coil domain-containing protein 169-like. Lineage: Eukaryota; Metazoa; Chordata; Mammalia; Artiodactyla; Delphinidae. The coding region runs from base 139 to 477 and encodes 112 amino acids. The transcript has a single exon. The record is from RefSeq and is a predicted model, not a curated record.